GUUCUCAUUGCCGAAACAGUCUCUCUAGGCAUUCUCUCCUUACCCGCUUCCGUCGCAGACCUGGGCCUUGUAGUGGGCGCCAUGGUCAUUGUCAUCUUCGGCGUGGCGACUCUUUCCACUGGCUUCAUGCUCUACUACUUCCGGAUGAGAUAUCCGUACAUUGUGAAUUUCGGACAGGUCGGCUAUCUGCUCGGUGGCAGACCUGGGCAAUGCAUUGCCGAGUGCUUGUUCCAACUAUUGUUGAUUUUCAUCAUGGCUGCUCACAUUCUCACGUUUGCAACCAUGGCAAAUACCGUGGCUGGCAAUAGCUGGAAAUGUACUGUCGUCUUCAAGGUGAUUGGCUUCUUCGUCUGCCUUGCUUGUACACUUCCCAGGACCUUCAAGUCAAAUUCAUACUUUUCAAUCAUAUCCUGCCUCUCCAUCUUAGCAGCUACAAUGAUAGCCAUGAUCGACAUUGCCAUCAUCGGCGAAGGAGAAGGCACCGCAUCCAUCGGCCCGCCAACACACGGCGUCGCAGCCGCCGACUGGAUGAUGGCACUCAGCAACGUCCUCGUCUCCUUCACCGGCCACCUCGCCUACUUCCAAGUCAUGGCCGAAAUGGACCGACCCUCCGACUUUCGCAAAUCCCUCAUCGCCACCAACAUCAGCAUGUCCUCUUUAUACAUGGUCGUCGCCAUCGUCAUCUACUACUACGCUGGCGCACACGUCGGUUCCCCCGCCCUCAGUUCCGCAGCACCUCUAUUCGCCAAACUCUCCUACGGAAUCGCAACGCCCACCAUCGUCGUCGCAGGAGUCAUCGCAGGUCUAUUGGCGUGUAAACGCAUCCAAGCCUGGUACUGGGAAAGUGUGAGAAACGAAGCCAAAGUCGCCGAUGAAAAAACUUUUCGAUCCUUGAUCUCCUGGGUGGUGAUUGUAGUCUUAUUAUGGGCUCUCGCCUUCAUUCUGGCAAACGUCUUACCAUACUUCUCUCCCCUCUUGGCUCUCAUCGCCGCCAUCUCCGGGACCUGGAUUGCAUUGGGAAUACCCGCCAUGACGUGUAUGUACAUGUGUCAUCAUUCCUUUGCGCCAACAACGGGAGUCGAAUUCCUCAAUGCGGCCGGAGAGGAUACCUCUUUCGCGGAGAGUUAUGAGCUCAUGAAGAGAGAGAGGGAAGUGUGGUCUUGGUGGCGAAUGUUUACUCCGCCGAAGCAGGCUUCACCCAAGGUCGUGUUGGUCUGGUGUGGUUCUAAUGUCGUGUUUCUUCUGGCGUGCGCCAUGGUGGGGUUUGGAGGGUAUGGAAGUAUUCAGACGAUGAUUACGCUCAGCACGGAGGGUUAUUCGCCGUUUUCGUGCAAGGCUGAUUGA
This is a messenger RNA of Sphaerulina musiva SO2202, 1344 nucleotides long. RefSeq lists its product as uncharacterized. Gene Ontology annotation, biological process: amino acid transmembrane transport. NCBI's taxonomy places the organism in Eukaryota, Fungi, Ascomycota, Dothideomycetes, Mycosphaerellales, Mycosphaerellaceae. The record is from RefSeq and is a predicted model, not a curated record. Gene Ontology annotation, cellular component: vacuolar membrane. Gene Ontology annotation, molecular function: amino acid transmembrane transporter activity. The transcript is spliced from 2 exons. The annotation marks the transcript as partial.